AUACCGUCACAAUUCUCCACCAACCAGCUCAGCUGUCAUUACGCGAAUCAUCGCUCGUAUCAGUGUUUCGUAUUGUAAAUCAUACCAGGCUUGGUGGUUGCUGCAGCCAUUGUACAGGUAAGUAGGUGCGGCAAAUGCGUCCACAUCCUUCAUGUAUUAUAACAUUACUACCUCUGAAUUUGUUGCUGGAGAUGUUUCGCUGUUACCAAACCUGGACAGAGACGAGGAAGUGGUUUCAGUUGAUGCUCGUUAGCUUUUUGAAAAUUUUGCCCUCGAGCCAUGUUCAGCUACUCCUUUAGUAAACUCACAAAUGUCAAGUACAUCACAACGACAUACUGCCUUGGGAUAAGGAGCGUUUUUAAAGCGGAAAAAGACACUAACUUUGAAACCCAGAGCUGCUCAAAAAACGUCAGCUAACGUAAAAGUUGAAGGAACCCCACGGCCAGUUGCUGUGGACCCUUUUCUACAUAAUGAAGAGCAUUGACACAGACAGACUUCCUUAUACUGAUGAUGUUGUAUUUCUUUCUUUAUGUCUCUGCAGGUUUUUAGCUGUGGAAAAAGUGGCAGGGGGUCGCAAAGAUGGUCAGGGCUGGCGGUAAGUAGACACUCUAUCCUAAAGCAAAGGUGUGUGCUGCAUUCAGGUGUUCUCUGGUCUACUACCGAGCAUGUACUUUUAGUGUACUACAGAGUAUACUCAUUUAGUACUUCUUAGUACACUUGAAGCAUACUUGAAAAUACAUUUUUAGUAUACUUUUAGUUUACUAGUAAUAAACUUCUAGUCCCCUUUUUAGCUUAUAAAAGUAUACUCUGAAGCAUACCUUUUGUUUGUUUAUUUAUUUAUUUGGGUUUUUUGGGGAGGUUGCCUUCAAUGGGUAGGACAGAGUGGCAAAAUGAGAGAUGGAGAGUAGGGGCAACAUGCAGCACAUGGUCAGGACAGGAAUCGAACCCGUGACCACAGUCCCCAACAUGGGUCAACUUUAAUCUACUCAGCUAUCUGCGUGCUGACUUUGAAGCAUAAUGAAAUUACCUUUUGCUAUGCUACUAUUUCAAUAGUAGUAUGCAUUUGUAUACUUGGCCUGGUUUGUGCAGGGGAUCAAUAAAGUUCUUGUCUUAUCUUAAAUAAUUUAUACGUACAUAACUUAUACUCUAUAGAAGUAUACUCUUAACAAGAUAUAUGGAAGUAUUCACUGACCAAGUAUACUUAAACCCAAUGCACAAAUGCAUACUUAAGUAUAUCUUGAACAAAGGUUUAUGUCCAAGUCUAGGUUAAAUGUAUUUAGACUUAAAGUAUAAUUGUAAGUACAAGCCAAGUAUACUUAACAUUAACUUUGUUAAGUAUAUCUCUGAAAAGUCCACAAAGAGUCAAGUGAAAGCAUAAAAACAGUAUACUUGAAGUACAUAUCAACAUACUUCUUUUUGGUAAGGGGUGCAGGAUUAUAGAAUCAAAUCUAAUUGUCCUUAAUCUUUGUCGUUACCUUUCAAACAAACAAGCAUGCAGCACCUCACAAAGACAAGAAACCUAUUACAGUCAUUAAUAAAUAGAUCUAGUUACUUUACUAUGUACUGCAGACAAAGAGGAAGCAUGUAAAGAAAAUAAAAUAGGUUCAAGAAAGCUACCUUGAGAAAUACCACAUUUAUAACGUUUCUGAUACACAAGCUCUGAGGCUGAAAAAACGGCUAUAUUAUGUAACUGUUUCACAUUGGCAUUGAAUACUUUCAUACAUAUGACAUGUCAAAGCUUGUUGGGGCUGAAGUUGUCAUCCCAGGUGCAUAAUGCAUCACCUUAUAGGCUGUACAUUAUGGCAGUUUUUUUUUUUUUUAUAUCUGUUGAUGAUUUGUAAAAAUCUAUAAUUUGCUUUGCCAACAAUGACCUGCCUCCACAGUAAGAACCAAAGCUGGCUAAAAUAGGUCAGGAAGUUCAGCAAACACAAAUUUCAGUUUCAGAUCUAAAAAAGGACUUCUGACACAUCGCCACACACACAUAUUUCUGACAGGUGUUAACCCGCUGUCUUUGUUAUAUCUGUUUUUAUUCAUUUUUCUGUAUUUAUCUCCUAUUUCCCCUCAGGUAUUUUGAAGUUAGCAGCGCUCAUCUUUGCUUUCCUCCUCGCUGUCUUUCUGGCCUUUCAGCUCCUGGAGAUUAACAUGGAUUUUAAACUGAGCAACAUCAUCUGUGAGUGCACAUUUCCUAGAAAACGAAAGUUAUCAUAUUAGAUCUGGUUCUCAAAGCAAGACAAGACAUGAGUUAAAGAGGAAACAUGACAUUGCAUUAUCAAGCUAAUGUCAGAGUAUGUCACAAUACUGAUAGUGUUCACACACCUACAUUGUUCCACACCUACAUUGCAUCACAGUUUUUGGCAGAUUUUCUAAACAUGCAUAUUUUUCUUUUCCAGCAAAAAAUAUAGCUGUGAAUGAAGGCUGUAAGUAUCCUUAAUUUAUCUAUAAUUCACUUUUUGAUUUGCUUCUCAAUCGCUGAUCUCUUUUUAAUACACAUUCUUCCUUUUUUACAUCUUUAACAAGCCAACACAUGAACGGUAAUCAUGUGUUUGUGUCAUAAAGUGUUGUGUGUAUAGUGGUGCCUCUUAUUUAGAGUAUAUAUAGAGUCCUUCUGGUAGUGCUUUAAUGGACUGCUGCUAUUUGAUCUGACUCACCAGCUGUUUGCAAACAGCACAGUGAAGACAGCAUGUGUUCCCUGAUAUAUUCUUGUUUCUUGGAGUGUAAAUUUAAUUUUCUCCCCACAGCAACAAAGCCGGUCAGGCACAAAUGUGGGCUAUCCAAAGCAUGUCCACUCGGGCACUUCGCCUUCAAGAUGGCCAGUGGGGCGGCCAGUGUGGUGGGGCCCAGGAUCUGCCUGGAGGACAAGCUGUGAGUCAAAGAAAACUCAAAUCUGUCAGACAAGAAGGCAAAUUAUUUUUUCCCAUGUGUUUAUCUUUCCAGGGUUAAAGUUCAGAAAGCGUAACGAGGUUGACACCCUGUGUUACGCUGAUGUGUCAUUUAUGUUUCUCUGGUGUCAGGAUCAUUUGUAGUAGUUGGUGCUUUUGUCUGAAGGUUGUAGACUUAAACUGAAUAGAGGAACAAAUAGAGUAUAGUUUUAAGAUUUUCUGCUUUUCUCUGUUUUAUUUCAUUAGAGAUAAAAACUUGUUUUAUUUGUUUACACUAACUUCAUGUUAUUUGUUGUUUAUUACAUGUUAAUGCACAGCUUAUUAUGCUGUAUAAUGUGACUUGGCUCUGUAACAUUAACAGGAAAUCUCCCUGCAUUUAGUGUGAAAACACUCACAUGGUCCAAUAUUGUCCUUCUUUGUUUUAGACUCAUGAGUGGUGUGAAGAAUAACGUAGGCAGAGGAAUCAACAUCGCCCUGGUUAAUGGUAACGUUUUUAACGCAGAUAAGUUAUCUAAGUUUGCAGCUGUGACACACCCAGUUGAGAUAUUUAAAGCUCCUGUGAGGAGUUUACAGCUACUUAUGAAUCAGACAGAAAUUAAUACUGAUAUGUCUCUAAAAGCUCUAAAAGUCAAACAAGACCACAGAGAAGAAAAGUUACAAGUUCUAUCGGCUUGUUUUUAAAGUUAGAAUCCACAUGUGGGGGUUCGGUGUUGGACCAAGUGAUCAAGUGCAUGCUGCUAAAGGUUCUCACUCACCAGGGCUGACACGAAGCUAGAACGCAAAAUCACGAAAUAUUCAGAGGUGAAUUUUGACGCACCUGACUAUACACAUCAAGCCCGAUGUGAUUUUGAAACUUUCCGGGGGGAAAAGACGCAUCCCGGGGAAGACUAUUCUCGGUGAAAGUCCCACCUCCUUCGCCUCUGAUUGGCUAGAAAAGCUGGAAGCGUCAUCACACGCUCAAGCCAAACGGUCAGCACUUAUAGCCAAUCAGAGACGAUAAGAUAAGCACAUGAAACCAUGGUAACAACCGUUAGCUUAGGUUAGCACAGAUGAAAGUUAAAACAAAGGCAUUUAGCAAACUGUUAAAGCGCACAAACCAUCGUCAUAUGAGAGAUCCGACGCUAUGACUCUCCACAAGUUGUCCUUCAGGAUGUUAUCUUUGUGACACGUAAACAAUCAGCCGGUCGGCCAUGUUGGAUAUACCGGUGAAUCAGACGUCGCAACAACAUGCAAUCGGAUUGGUCAGAAGUGGACACACAGUGUGCGAAACUUUGAAAAAUCGACCAUGAUCUGAAAAAAUAAAUGCAGCAAUAUCGCAGAACGGUAAAACGUCGCUGAUGUGAACGCUUGUAUUGACACGAUACGGGUCCGAAAAAAAAAUAUUGACGUCUGAAAUAAUCGCAUGAAAAAAAGGCUCCCGGUGCGAAAGGACCUUAAUACUUCCUUUUUCUAACAUGUACAACAGCGAUAUUCUUGAGCUGUGAUACAGUUGACAUGUUAAACAGUUAAAUAGAUCUGUCAAGAAACACAGACUUUGUCCACAGGGAGGCGACUAAGGCGAAAAGUUUGUCACUGUAGUUUUAACCAAACAAAUCAGAGAUUAGUGUAUUUUUUUGAGAUUUGAAGUUGUAACCCUCUGUGGUAAAACUAAGGUCAGCUAUAACCCAUGCUAACUUAACGUUUUGGUGUUGCAUAAAGCGAACGUUAUAAUAAAAUGUGCUUAUAAAUGGUCUCUUGUACCUUGCAGGAAGAACUGGAGAUGUUGUCAAGACAAACUUUUUUGAUAUGUGGGCUGGAGGUGCGUAUGUUUGAAGACCUUUGUGCUCGCAAAUCUAAAACAAAUAGACCGCAUCAAUUAUGUAAGAUAAGAUAAGAGCUUUAUUGAUCCCCCAUAGGAAAAUUAAUAAUGUGUAAUCUUUGUAAUCCUGUGCAGAUGUGGCUCCUUUUAUUAAAUUCCUAAAGGAAAUUGAAGACGGGACAAUCGUCAUGAUGGCCUCAUUUGAUGAUCCUGCAACAAAGUGUGUUACUUUCCCCUAAUAUUACCUGAAUCAAUAUCAAUCCAUGUAAUAAACACAGCCUAGUUAUGGUUCAUUCAAAUUUUGGCUUAUUGCUGCAGGUGAAUCCAUGAUGUUACAUUUGUCUACCUUGAUCCCUAGACUCAAUGAAGAAGCCAGGAAGCUGGUUGCUGAUCUGGGCAGCACUUUGAUCACUAAUCUGGGCUUCAGGGAUAACUGGAUCUUUGUGGGAGGGAAAGGAAUCAAGACCAAGAGUCCGUUUGAGCAGGUAACAAAAACUCAUAAAUCAUUUUUGUAUUGUUUCCUUAUUGCAUUAUGUAAUUUCGCCAAAAGAAAAAGGACUUAGAUGUAAUAUCAGCCAAACAAUGGGACAACAGCAUUCCUCCUUAUUUACCAGGGGCGGUCUUGAUACCUGAAUUAGGUGUUUAUAGCCUCUUUUCAACCCAACCAGUUUGGUGAGUCCAGACAAAGGAGCCAUAUGUGUAUCUCAGGUUUGGUCAAUAGAAACUGCUGCUUGUUAGAUGAUACAAUACACGUGACACUGUCUGGGGGAGAAAGGGGAUUAAAAAAAGUGUGUUUAGAUUGAGUCUGAGAAAGGGCUAGAUUAAACUGGGAUUUUUAACCAGAGUUUAAGGAUGCCGGCACUCUACAAAACUUUCAACUGAAACCAUCUGGAAGUCUAAGUGAAGAGAUUUGAAGUUUUGUUUAUAAUUCCUUUCAUUUAAUUGUGCUUUAUUCACCACUUUUCUUGCUGUCAUAUGCAACAUUAUCCAGCACAUUACUCACCACAAAAACUACCUUAAUAAUGACCACAUUCACGUAAUUUAUCACAUUAAUUGGUCGUAUUAUUCGCCAAAGUAAUGACCAUAUUAAUCACGAUAACUACCACAUUCUAUGCCAUAUUUUCAUCCUCAAUAUCUACCACAUUUUUAGCCACGAUGUUUCCAUUCCUUACAUUUUUUAAACAGUAUUUGCAGUAUUACCUGCCGCAUUGUUUGAUUAAUUAUUUCUUUAAGUAUUCCCUGCAGUAUUUGACGUAUAAUACUACAAACUUCCAGUUAAGGCGGCGGUACUUCUCUCUCGAUGUUUAAUAGUGAAAAAUAAACCCUGGUUAUUAUUACAAAGUGUCAGCUGACCGUGUACCUGGGCUGCCUGCCCAAGUAAAUGUCGUGUGGGAAACACUUGAAUCGCAGGUGUGUGCUCAGCCUUUCAGCCUCUGUGUUUGAUCUUCCUGAGCAGCCCACACCUUCUCACAGAGAUUUUACCGCUCUUUCUUCACCCUUUCAUUGUCCACUCACAUUCAUGCCUCCUGGGCUCGUCUGACCCAGAUUAUAAUGGCACUGCAAACUGUAAUCAUAUGAAACUUAAUGUGAGUGUUUUGUGUGCGCCUCCGCAGCACAUAAAGAACAGCGCAGACACCAACAAAUUCGAGGGAUGGCCUGAGGUGUUGGAGAUGGAGGGCUGUGUACCUCAGAGGCAAGACUGACUGACUGGAAUCUUCAUUUCUCGUCCAAAACAUCCAACUUUUCCCGACUGACAUUCCUGUCCUUAUGAGACCUGAAAAGUGCUUCUUUUCCAGACGUUUUCGAAGCUCUUAAUCACAAGCCUUUUAUUCAGAUUUACCCACCAGAACAACAUCACCAUAACAUGACAAGGACAGAGGAGCUGCUGAGCUGGUUUACUGGGAUGCCAGGACUUUUCCAGCACAUCUCCUUUUUGUUUGGAUACAAAAACAUAUUUACUUAUUAUUAUCAUUAUCAGUGCUUUUAAUUGAUCAGGAAGGUAGAUUGCACUGAUUAAAAGGGACUCAGCUUUGAUAAUUUGCAUGCUAUCACAAUUUCUAUCUGUAAGGCUCACAGACGUAGCUGUGAUAGUGUCGCAUCAUUGCACUGUAUUUGAUGGAAAUGGAUCUCCAUCACCUAUUUCCUGCCUUAAUCUCAUUAACCCAUUCAUGUAUAUUAUGGCUUUGUGAUUCAUUUUCUUCCUUUUCAGAGUUUAUUUUCAGAGAAUUAUUAUUAUUAUUAAUAGGGUUUGAUAUGCGUAUUGUUUUGAUAUUACAACCCAAAGUACCAAAUUCACUGUGAAAUUUGUAAAUAGUUGUUUAGAGGAGGGUCCAAAUAAAGAAAUACCCUAAUUUAAUGAGCACUGUAUUAAUAUAAUGUCUUUAAAUGAAAUUGUUGAUUAACAGUAUGCUUGUAGGGAUUAAAGGAGUUUUGUUACCUCAA
Molecule: messenger RNA, 7119 nt
Organism: Xyrichtys novacula (pearly razorfish)
Lineage: Eukaryota; Metazoa; Chordata; Actinopteri; Labriformes; Labridae
Source: the annotation of a GenBank genome assembly